GCGAGAGCGCUCAGACAGCGAGCUGCGGAGAAAAAUAACCGCACUGGAUAUCUCUCCUCCUUACCGACGCGCGGGGGGGGAAACCAAACCGAGGAAUACUGGUGUUUUAUUCAAACGAAGAAACGGGUCCUAAACCUCGCUGAACAGACAAGAUUCCUGGCAGAGUGUGUGAGCGCUACAGGGGACUAGGGGAUCAGUCGGUGUGUUUGUGAGAAGUCCUUUCCUAACUGCAGACAUGGAGACCCAUUUCCUGAUGAGAGUGUUGUGAGUCCGGCGCAGCCCUGUCGCGCCCACAGCGUCCCCUCUCGGCCCGGGUGGCCCACCACGGCCCCCCGGCCUCCUCCAUGAAGGGGUAUCAUGUCAGCCUGUCCCAGCACUCUUCUGGCGGGGGGCACACACAAUGUGACCCGGGCCCUGGCUCCGUCCGAGAGUACCACCGCCACCCCUCUGAACACUACGACCGGGCGGGGCACCCCUUCUACCCUCCCGGUGGUCCCCCAGAACCCCUAGCUCUGGAGCAUCGCUCCCACACCCACUCUGGAGGGGGGACGUUCCCCCGCUCCCACCCCAACCAGCAUCCCCCGACCCAGCAGUUGUACGACUCAUGUGACGAUUGUCUGUCCACGGUGGGGGGUCACGGGGGUAAGAUGCAUCGUAUGCCUCCUAACCUCCAGGAUCAGUUUGAAAAGCAGCUUCCCUUCCACCCUGACGGGUUCCACACCCUGCAGUACCAGAGGAGCGCCAGCGGGGCGGAACAGCGCGGCGAGAGCCCCUCCCGUAUCCGCCACCUGGUUCACUCAGUCCAGAAACUCUUCGCCAAGUCCCACUCCCUCGAGGCGCCGUCGAAGAGGGACUACAAUGGCACACGAGGAGGAGGGGAUUACCGGGAAAGAGGAGGAGGGGGGCCCAGGAGCGGAGGAGAGGACGGUGGCGGGCAUAAUAAUUCGGGCCACCAAUCCCGCUCGGCGAGGCGCAGCAAGUCCCGCGAGCGCUCCAAGAGCGGGGAUGGGCGCCACGAAUCCUCCAGCAGGCGGCACAGGAGCCGAACUGCGGGGUGGUGGAGCUCCGACGACAACCUCGAUAGUGACAGCAGCUUCUUGGUAACCGGGGGCAACACCGGGCCAGGUGGUCGAGGUGGCGGGCGAGGCGGAUACCCCACGGGCCACGAGAGUCUGGACGCUGCCAUCCAGGAGCUGACCAUGAAGAAACUGCCCAGACAGGGGAGUGUACCACCAGGGCCCGGGCCGGGGGAGUGCAUGGCCUGUACCACUCUGGCCCUGGCAGGAGGGGAGGGUGGCGGAGGGGGAGUGGCAGGGUACCAUGGAGGGCCAGGGCAACACUCUCUGAAGAGGAGCACGUGGUCGGCCAUGACGGUCAGCCAGGCUAGAGAGGUGUACCCAUCGUCUGUCCGGGGAGGAGGAGGAGGCUAUGACAAGGCCUUGGUACCUCUGGAGAACAAACUGAAGGAGAGGACCUUUCACUACCUACAGGUCCCGUCAGACGGGGUGGAGUGGGGUGGUCCUGACGGAGGGGGGGAGAUCCCCUGCAGGCGCAUGCGGAGUGGCAGCUACGUCAAGGCCAUGGGAGACGAUGAUAGUCAAGACUCUGACGCCAGUCCUAAAGCCUCUCCUAAAACCACCAUCAUCGCCCAGAGAGAGGCCUUCAGACGCUCUGUCAGCAUGGACCACAGGUCAUCUGCCACCAAGUACUCAUGUAAGCAGUGUGUAGAUUCUACUCUUCCCUAUGCUAACAGCCGAACCAAGCCCAAAAGUCACGCCCGCUCUCGGAGCUACACUCGUUCUUUAACCAGCUCACAGCUGGGUGACUCUCUGAAUCGUCAGUUUGAGGCGGUGUGUGAGACCAUGUUUGGAGAGAUUGAGAGUCAAGCGGUGGAAGCCUUGGAUCUACCUGGAUGCUUCCGGACCCGUUCCCAUAGUUACGUCCGCGCCAUCCAGGCCGGCUGUUCCCAAGACGACGACUGCCUGUCCGUCUUCUCCAUAUCGGGACCCCAGGGUAGCAUCAAGGGAGGGGCCAUUUUCCCAUACCGUAAGGGUGGCCCUCCCCCACUCCCUCCUCGUAUGUCCAAGCCAAUCAUCUCUGUGAGGGCUCAGAGUAGUACAGAGUCUACCCAGGAUACCUACUUCCAGAACACAGGCCAGCCUGCCCUAGGACGACCCAGGCAACACCAUAGCCACUCUGUCGACCUGGGAAUCACUGAUGUUGUGGUGUCUGGUCAGACCUCCAGGGGAUCCAGGGAAGGAGGUUACUACACAGGACCAGGACAAGGCCGCUCCCGCCAGCACUCCAACUCAGCCGAGAGUCUGGACGGGGUCCUCCGGGGCGGGCGUGAGAUGAUGCCCUAUGGAGGAGGAGGACAGGGACCCAUCAGAGUCAAACAUAGUGGCUCCGCGGAUAGUCUCCUGGAGGGGCCCAGGGGAAGGGAGAGGGGAGAGAGGGAUAUGAGGCGGGCAGGGGGGAGUCUGUGGAAGUCUGCCUCCCUCCCACAGAACAGUAUGGUGCUGAGUAAGAUGGGAGGAGGAGGAGGAAGAGGAAGAGGAGGAGGAGGACAGGAGGAGAACAAGACGGAGGGAAGAGGAAGGAAUUGGAGGCCUUCUAUCGCUGUACAGGUGGACAGCCCGGGGACCCUGACAGACUCGGACGCGGAGAGCAAGGCUCUGAGAGAGGUUCACUCUAUAGGAGUGCAGGUGGAGGAAGACAAGAGACGUGCUCGGUUCAAGCGCUCCAACAGCGUGACGGCCAGCGUCCAGGCAGACCUGGAUCCAGAGGGGGGUUACGCAGGCCUCACCAUCGCUGUUCCUACCCAGGAUAAGAGUCCCCAGUUCGGCUGCUCCUUCCAGAGACACUCCUCAGAGCCAGGGCCAGCCGACCAGUACGCAGAGUACCACCGCACGGUGCACACCCAGGGCCAGUGGACCUACAGAGAAGACUAUGUCCAGGAUGGUUACGCUACAGACAAUCACCAGAUCCCCCCACUGCCCCCGCGGGCCCACUCCCCCCUACCCCUCGCUGCGGACCGUGGAGGCUGGACAGGUACGCCCCAGCCCUCGCUGGAGGGGGGCCCUCGGAGUCUGCCUGACUCUGGUCGCGCCUCGCCCUGUCUGAGAGACGGAGAGUUUUUCCUACGCCUCCUUCAGAUGGAGGUGGAGAGGAUGGAGGGAUGGUGUCAGAACAUGGAGAGAGAGGCGGAGGAGAACGAGCUGCCGGAGGAGGUUCUGGAGCUGAUCCGUAACGCGGUGGGCAGUGCCCAGAUUCUCAUGACCCAGAAGGUCCAGCAGUUCUUCCGUCUGUGCCAGCAAAGCGUGGACCCCUCAGCAUACCCCCAGCCCACCUCUCAGGACCUGUCAGGGCUCUGGGACCUGCUCCAGCUCAACAUGGAAGACGUCAGGGUCAAGUUCCAGCACCUCCAGAGGCUCAAGGACUCCGGCUGGAGGCUUCCCCCAGACAAGAAGGAUGACAAGAAGCUUCCUCCCCCACUACCAAAGAAGCCAGCUGGGGGGGUGAGCGGCAGUCUCCGUGCCGACAGCGUCAACGACCUCUCAGUGGAACGAGGGGUAGGAGGAAGCGGAGGAGUACUGGUGAUGGCCCGUAGCGGGGGUGUGGGACGGGCCGUGCCUAUCCGGGAGAAGUCCUUAGACCUGGGGGACAGACAGAGGACUGAGGCACGCAGGAGACUGCUCCAGACCAAGAGGUCUUCUUCCUUCAGACAGAACUCAGCCACGGAGAGCGCCGACAGCAUCGAGAUAUACAUCCCAGAGGCUCAGACCCGGCUCUGAACAUGGAGAUACAGCCCUUUAUCCCAGUGAACAGAACCGACCAGACGCCUGGGACAGCCUAAAUAUAGAGAUAUAGCUAGCUAUCCCACCCUAGAACGACCACAACCAUUAAGAUCUACAUCCCGGAGGCUCAGACCCGGUUCUGAACACUGGAACCAACUAAACGUGGAGAUACAACCUAUUUUGUGAGGAUCCUAGAUCAACCAAAACUCUCACUAGUUCCAUGCACUGAUCCCUCUCCCAAUGACGAUAUAGGCCAUACUGACUUUCUCAAGCCUUCACUGUUGGGGGAUGCUGGGUCCCAUCGUCAUGCCAUUCCAAGGACAAGGCAAGACAGAAGGGGAGAGCCAUUUGUGCCCUGGAACUUUGAAUCCCCAAUAAACAAACACAAACAAUCUGUAGUGACUACGGGAUCACAGUUGACUCCACACACACAUUUAUUUCCCUCAUCUUUAGUCGGAGAGAGAGAGAGAUAGAGCUGUAAAAUACAGUGACAGUCACUGAAAGGUGUAGUCAUGCAAUAGUAGCAUGUCUGUGCAUGCCUGUCCACCUAUAGCGUAGCCUAGCCAAGCCUGGAAUAGCCUAGCCUAUCUUAGCCUCAGCUCAUCUUAGCCUCUUAGCCUAUUUUAGCCCAUCUUAGCCUCUUAGCUCAUCUUAGCCUCUUAGCUCAUCUUAGCCUCUUAGCUCAUCUUAGCCUCUUAGCCUAUCUUAGCCUAGCUUCCAUCUUCACAGGAAAUAAGGGCUUCACAAAUCUCAACCACUCUUGUGGGCAUGGAGCAGAUUCUCCCUCUAAAUGGCCACUCCACAUCACCCAAGGCUCUACAUCAACUAGUUUGACGUCGUUUGGCUAGUUGGCUACAUCCUCUGAAGACUGUGUUAAUACACACUCACUUAACAUUCAACUAUGGAUGCCUCCUCCUACACAUGUCCCAGUCAACACUCAUUCACCUAAGGUUUUAUUCUCUCACGACUCCUUCCUAUUGGCCCGAGCAUCCAUCAAUCUACCAGCUGUCUGGGUGUCUCAGUGUACUGUUUGAAGGAGAGUGUGUUUUUCUUUUUUUUUUGUACAUCGUUUUGAACGAUGCUGUUCACCAGCUAUCUAGUGUGGCACGGUAUACUUGACAGCCAGAAAACAUCACAAACAAAACAAAAAAACCUUGAAGCUGUUUUCUUUUUUUUUAGAUAAACCUUCUGAAGUGUAAAAGUGGCUGAUUCUUAUUUAUAUUUUAUUUAUUUUUUUUUUCGAGUUUUUCAGAAUAUUGAAAUUUCACAACAGGGGAUCCUUUUUCACUGUGAGACAAUGGCACCCCCUGGUGGGCAAAUGAGAAUCACAGAAUCACUGUCAGAAGAGGAGGGUGUGUGGGGAAUAACGGCCUCAUAAAAACAGGAGACUUACGUAGCAAAAAAAAAAGUCUGAUGUACUUUUUUAGAUAUAUUACAUUUCCAACAAAAAAUGCUUUUUUCAAGAUUGGUUAGACUAGCAAAAUGGCAAAAUGAAUCGAAGAGCUGCCAAGGGCCCCAGGCGAUUUCUCUGCCUGUCAGCUUCCUCCUCCUCAAUGUAACUUCAGCACAAGACACACCCUUCCA
Molecule: messenger RNA, 5381 nt
Organism: Oncorhynchus gorbuscha (pink salmon)
Lineage: Eukaryota; Metazoa; Chordata; Actinopteri; Salmoniformes; Salmonidae
Product: disks large-associated protein 3-like
Exons: 14
Coding region: 345-3794 (1149 amino acids)
Biological process (GO): signaling
Cellular component (GO): postsynaptic specialization; glutamatergic synapse
Molecular function (GO): molecular adaptor activity
Source: RefSeq, a predicted model, not a curated record